UGGAAAAAAAAUAAAAAAUAAAAAAGGUGACAUGCCACAGGUGCGAUAUUGGUUCAUGAUGCCGUAGUGUUUUUUAUUAUUACAGUGAUAUGCAUUUGUAUUUGUAUAGAUGAUAAUUAUGAUAUCAAUAUAUUUUACAUGUGUAUGUACAUUAUUGCAUUAGUGUAAUAAUAUGUGUUAAUGUUAUACGUGAUAAACAUUGGGUUUCAUCGUGAACUACUGGAGUAGACUUGGAGUAGUAGAGUGGGUCAAUCAAGAAAAAGAAGAAGUUUGUUGGCUAUUUUUCAUAUUAUUCAACAAAUUUAUAAUUUUUUUUAUUUUUUAUUUAUAAUAUUAUUCAUACAAUAAUUUAUAAUUUUAUACAUUUUUUAAAUUUAAAUAAUUUGUUGAUAUUUUUUUUUUAAAAACUAUAUUUUUUUUUUUUAUUUUUUUCUUUGUCGAAAAAUAAUAUAUUAAAAAUGGCAAUGCACAGUGAAAUAGUUGGCAUUGAUGAUUUUGUACUUCUUGAUGAAAUAACAAAUGAAAAAAUUGUCGAAAAUUUACGAAUAAGAUUUUCUGGUGGUAAAUUUUAUACAUACAUUGGUGAAGUUUGUGUAAGUGUAAAUCCUUACAAAAGUACACAUGAAUAUGAUCAAAAUCACAUCAAUAAAUAUAAAGGUAGAGAAUUAUUUGAAAAUCCUCCUCAUAUAUUUGCAAUUGCUGAUGCGGUACAUAGGCAAAUGAAACAACAAUGUCAGGAUACAUGUAUUGUUAUAAGUGGAGAAAGUGGAAGUGGUAAAACAGAAGCAAGUAAAAUAAUAAUGAAAUAUAUUGCAGCAAUAACAAAUGUCAAUGGUCAACAAGAAAUAGAACGUGUUAAAAAUGUAUUAAUACAAUCAAAUUGUAUACUUGAAGCAUUUGGUAAUGCUAAAACAAAUCGUAAUGAUAAUUCAUCACGUUUUGGUAAAUAUAUGGAUAUUAAUUUUGAUUUUAAAGGUGAUCCAAUUGGUGGUCAUAUUACAAAUUAUUUACUUGAAAAAUCACGUGUUGUUUAUCAACAAAAUGGUGAACGUAAUUUUCAUUGUUUUUAUCAUUUAUUAUGUGAAAAAAAUUUAGAUAAAUAUAAUUUAAUAUCAAAUACAAAAUUAUAUAAUUAUAUUAAAAAUGGUAAAACAAUAACAACUGAUAGAAGUGAUUUUAAAAAUGUUAAUACAGCAAUGACAACACUUGGUUUUACAAGCAAUGAAAUAACAACAAUAUGGUCAAUAAUAUCUGGUAUAUUACAUCUUGGAAAUAUUAAAUUUACUGUUGAUUCAGAUAAUUUAAUAAUUGAAAAUAAUACAUCACUUGAUAGUACAUCAAAACAGCUAUCAAUUAAUAAUAAUGAUUUAAAAAAUGCAUUAUUACAACGUACAAUUGCUGCUGGUGGUGAAAUAAUGGAAAAAAAACAUUCAUUAAAUGAAGCUGAUUAUGGACGUGAUGCAUUUUCAAAAGCAAUUUAUGAACGUUUAUUUACAUGGAUUGUAACACGUAUUAAUGAUUCAAUUAAUAUUAAUAAUAAUAGUAAUAAAAAAUAUUUUAAAGGUACACUUAUUGGUGUAUUAGAUAUUUAUGGUUUUGAAAUAUUUGAUUUAAAUUCAUUUGAACAAUUUUGUAUAAAUUAUUGUAAUGAAAAAUUACAACAGUUAUUUAUUGAACUUGUAUUAAAACAAGAACAAGAAGAAUAUCGUAAUGAGGGUAUUGAAUGGAAAAAAAUUGAUUAUUUUAAUAAUCAAAUAAUUUGUGAUUUAGUUGAACAACAACAUAAAGGUAUAUUAUCAAUAAUGGAUGAAGCAUGUUUAAAUGUUGGUAAAAUAAAUGAUGAAAUGUUACUUGAAGCAAUGGAUAAAAAAUUAUCAAAUCAUAAACAUUUUAAUUCACGUCAAUUAUCACCAAUGGAUAAAAAAAUAUUACAUAAAAUUGAAUUUCGUAUAAAGCAUUAUGCUGGUGAUGUUGUUUAUAAUAUUAAUGGUUUUUUAGAUAAAAAUAAAGAUACAUUAUUUCAAGAUUUUAAACGUCUUAUGUUUAAUAGUAAUAAUUCAAUAAUAUCUAAAAUGUGGCCUGAGGGUUCACAGGAUAUUAGUAAAACAACAAAAAGACCAUUAACAGCUGGUACAUUAUUUAAAAAUUCAAUGAUUUUACUUGUUAAUAAUUUAACAAGUAAAAAUCCAUUUUAUAUUAGAUGUAUUAAACCAAAUGAAAUUAAAUCACCAGUUGUAUUUGAUAAUGAAAGAGUUGAACAUCAAGUUAGAUAUUUAGGUUUACUUGAAAAUAUAUUAGUUAGACGUGCUGGUUUUGUUUAUCGUCAACGUUAUGAUAGAUUUUUAAAAAGAUAUAAAAUGAUAUCACAACAUACAUGGCCAAAUUAUCGUGGUUAUAAUGACAAAGAAGGUGUACAAGUACUUAUUGAAGAUAAAAAUUUUACUCAUGAUGUUAAAUAUGGUAAAACAAAAAUAUUUAUUAAAUCACCAAAUACAUUAUUUGCCUUGGAACAAGCUAGAAGUAAUCUUAUACCUGGUAUUGUUAUAUUAUUACAAAAACAAUGGAGAGGAUAUAUAUGUCGUAGAGAAUAUAAAAAAAUCAAAGCAGCUAUUGUUAUUAUUAAUUAUUUUAGAAAAUAUAAAAUGAGAAAAUAUAUUACUGAUUUAUAUGAAUUAUUUAAGAAUGCUAAAAAUAUGAAAGACUAUGGAAAAAAAUUAAUAUGGCCAAAUGAUAAUUAUUAUGUACGUCAUGUUGUUUAUAAACUGAAAAUGAUUUAUUCAAGAUGGUAUGCAUGGAUGAUAUUACGUAAUAUACCAAUUAAUGAAUGGCCACAAUUGAGACUUAAAAUAACAGCAAAUUGUGCAUUACGUCCAAAACGUAAAUUAUUUGGUCAAGAAAGAAAAUGGGAGGGUAAUUAUUUAUCUAAAAAUGAUGAAAAUUUACAAUCAAAUAUAUUUAAUUUAUCAAUGAAUAAUUUACGUAAUACUGAUCAUUUUAAAACAAUAUUAUUUUCAUCAUUUAUUAAAAAAACAAAUAAAUAUAAUAAACAAGCCGAUCGUGUAUUAGUUAUAACUGAGCAUGCUAUUUAUAAACUUGAUAAUAUUAAAUUUAAAAAUAUGAAAAAAUCAAUACCAAUUAUUGAAAUAACUGGUAUAAGUGUAUCACCUGGUGCGGAUCAACUUGUUGUUAUACAUUCAAAUAAAGGAAAUGAUUUUAUUAUGUCAAUAACAACUAAAGAAAAUCGUGUUGGUGAAAUUGUUGGUGUUUUAAGCAUGAGAUAUUAUCAACUCAGAGGAAGUGAUCUUCAUGUUAAUGUUGAUACGACAUUUAAAUGUAUGGUUGGUGGUAAAAGUAAAUAUUUACGAGUUGAAGUUAAACCAACAGUAACAACACCAACAUUUUUAAAAGAUGGUGAUAUUAUUGUUUAUGCUAUUCCUCCGUCCGUUGAUAUUAUUGAUAAUGGUGUCAAUGAUAGACACCAUUAUCGAUAAAUUUCAUUAUUUUUAUUAUAAUAAACAACAACAUCAUCACAAUAAAUUAUUUACAAUAAUAUUAUUUUAAUAUUCUACAUACCAUAAUUAAGAAUGUACUUAAAAAACAAAAAAAAGGAAAAGGCAAAAUCAAAAAUAAUUCAAGCUAUUUCUGUUUAUAGACAGAAGUAUUUUUUUUUUUUUUCUACAUAUAUAAUUAUUUACUUUAUUAUUUUAUUUCGUACAUUUUUUUUAAUAAGCAUAAUAUUAAUAUAUAUAUUAUAUAAUAUACGUCAUGAAUUUAUUUUUUAAAAUUAAAUAUAUGUAUAUUUUUUUGAAGGUACAUUUUUAUACAAUAUUUAUCUUAUAUUAAACAACAAGUACGACAUGUGCCAUUAAGAAAAUUUGCUAAUUUUGUGAACGAAAAAAAGUAAAAUAAAAUUUUUAAUAAAUUAUUAAACA
Molecule: messenger RNA, 3932 nt
Organism: Aphidius gifuensis
Lineage: Eukaryota; Metazoa; Arthropoda; Insecta; Hymenoptera; Braconidae
Gene: Myo31DF
Product: unconventional myosin ID
Exons: 4
Coding region: 459-3491 (1010 amino acids)
Biological process (GO): vesicle transport along actin filament; actin filament organization
Cellular component (GO): plasma membrane; vesicle; cytoplasm
Molecular function (GO): ATP binding; microfilament motor activity; actin filament binding
Source: RefSeq, a predicted model, not a curated record